Molecule: messenger RNA, 5405 nt
Organism: Schistocerca serialis cubense
Lineage: Eukaryota; Metazoa; Arthropoda; Insecta; Orthoptera; Acrididae
Product: phosphatidylinositol-binding clathrin assembly protein LAP-like
Exons: 18
Coding region: 134-2401 (755 amino acids)
Biological process (GO): clathrin coat assembly; synaptic vesicle budding from presynaptic endocytic zone membrane; clathrin-dependent endocytosis
Cellular component (GO): synaptic vesicle; clathrin-coated vesicle; clathrin-coated pit
Molecular function (GO): clathrin heavy chain binding; 1-phosphatidylinositol binding; SNARE binding
Source: RefSeq, a predicted model, not a curated record
CUUAGAAUGUAGUAGUGUUGGUGGUACAGCUGACCUGUCAUUGCACAGUUGAAAUUGGUGGUGAUUAGUAGAGAACAGGGGAUUGUAGGCCCCGCUGUGCUCAUAUAGAUCUACUGUUAUCGUGACAGUGAAGAUGGCAGGACAGACGAUAAACGACAGGCUACUUGCUGCAAGACAUAGUUUAGCCGGUCAGGGCCUGGCUAAAUCUGUUUGCAAGGCAACCACAGAGGAGAUGAUCGGCCCAAAAAAGAAGCACUUGGACUAUCUGAUACACUGUACAAAUGAACCAAAUGUCUCAAUACCACAGCUAGCUAAUCUGCUGAUAGAACGAUCACAGAAUACAAAUUGGGUUGUUGUGUUCAAGGCUCUGAUUACAGUACAUCAUAUGAUGUGCUAUGGUAAUGAGCGUUUCACACAGUAUUUGGCUUCAAGCAACAGUACCUUCCAGUUAAGCAAUUUCUUAGAUAAAUCAGGGGUCCAAGGUUAUGACAUGUCUCCAUUUAUUAGGAGAUACGCCAAGUACCUGAAUGAAAAAGCGCUUUCAUACAGAACUGUUGCAUUUGAUUUUUGUAAAGUAAAACGUGGGAAAGAUGAUGGAACAUUAAGAACAAUGAGUGCAGAGAAACUACUCAAAACCUUGCCAGUGCUACAGAGCCAACUUGAUGCAUUGUUGGAAUUUGAUUGUACAGCAAAUGACUUAACUAAUGGUGUCAUUAAUAUGGCAUUUAUGCUACUCUUCAGAGAUCUGAUUAGGUUAUUUGCUUGUUACAAUGAUGGCAUAAUAAACCUGCUAGAAAAAUAUUUUGAUAUGAAUAAGAAGCAGUGCAGAGAUGCUCUGGAUUUGUACAAGAAAUUUCUCAUUAGAAUGGACAGAGUAGCAGAAUUUCUUAAAGUUGCAGAGAAUGUUGGUAUAGACAAAGGAGACAUACCAGACUUAACAAAGGCUCCCAGUAGUCUUUUGGAUGCUCUGGAACAGCAUUUAGCAUCACUGGAAGGCAAGAAGGGCUCUGCAGCAAACACACCUACUCAGACUGCAAGUAAUCGCACCAAUGUUAAGUCUGGAGUUUCUGCACUUUCCUCAACCAGUACAGCAUUUGGGACAGCAGCUGCCAAUGCAAGGCUAGACUCCCAUACCAAUGGUAUUGAUGAGUCACUUAAACAGCAAGUAUUGGCAGAAGAAGAAGCUGCUAUGAAUCAGUACAAGGCAAAAGUUUCGUCCCCAACUAGUGGCAGUCAGAGUACCAAUCCAUUCUUAAGCUCUCCUACAUCAGCUACACCUGUAACCACUGCUGCAACAUCACAGCCAAUUGUUGAUUUGUUUGGUUCCCCCACAUCAGGUCCAGAAUCUUCACAGCAAAUCGUAAAGGCAUCAGAUGACCUUCUGCAGUUGAGUGGAAAUCCAUUUGCAGACAUAUUCUCAGCAACACCACAGCCAGUGUCUGUUCCAGCUGGGAAGACUUCAACGGACAUUUGGUUAUCAAAUGGUUUCAAGCCUACACCAGUGUCCAGCACAAAUGCAUUUGUUUCUGACCAGAACUUCACAUCAGUUUUUGGAGGUGGUGAGGCAACAGCUGCGACUGCCGGGACGGCUGCACCGAAUCCCUUCGUGUCCGACUUUAGCCCGGCUCGUGGAAGCCACCAGGAAACCACCUCCUCAGCCAUGGCCACUGGGUCGGGGAUAUUUGACGAGCAAACAAAACGGGGGGACAGUGGGAAUGAUCUUUUUGGGAACGAUUUUGGAGGCAGUCGAGACACUGGCUUAUUCGCAGGGGGUGAGGGACUCUUGCAACCCACAGAGGUAUCAGGUUUAGAGGAAAAAAAGGUCAGAGAGGAACAGUCAGUGUCUGAUAAUAGCAUUACAGAGGGAUCUGCCCAGAUGGCUGCGAAAGUGGCAUCACCUCCACCUCCCCGUCCUCCUCCUCCUGCUACAAGUGGAACACCGAGGACGGACUCUCCUGUGCCUGCUGGAGGCUCUCCUAGCAGACCUGCUCCUGCCAAUAUUCCAUCAAAGAGUGCUUUUGAGGACCUCAAUGAAAGUAUUCGCGCUGCUCUGGGUGGCUCACCUACGCGACCUCCACCCUCUGUGGGGUCAGUCACAACAUCUGUGCCUGCAUCGUAUCCUGCGCAGCCUAUGUAUGGUGGGUUCGAUAUGGGGAUAAUGGCCGGAGGAGGAGGAGGUGGAGGUGUGGCGUUUGGCCAGACACCUGCUGGUGCUCCUAUGGGCUACGGCUCACCAGCCAAACGAGGAAUGGGCAUGACAGCAGUCCCAGGCCUAGCUGCCACUGCUGCAAGCUCUGUACCUGCAGACAGCAGCAGUAAGGUGCUCACUGGAGACUUGGAUAGCAGCCUUGCUUCUCUGGCACAGAACUUAACUAUCAACAAGGCAGCACUCAGACUGUGAAGGGUGUUCAGUGGAACUCGCCCAAAAACGCUGCAAAACCAGGAGCCACUGGUUGGUCCCCACAACCGAUGGCUGCAACGACUGGUGCUGGAUAUCGACCUAUGGGGCCCGGAAUGACCAGUAUGCCAUUUCAAGCAUUAUCACCUGUGAAUUUGCAGGGCAUACGACCAGUAGGCGCUGUCCCUAUUAUGGGUAAUCCUGGCAUGAUUGGAGGUGGUGCUACCAUGAUGGGGAGCCCUCGAAUUGGGGGACCGGCACCUGGUAUGAUGGCUGCAACACCUGCACCCACUUUGAAUGCACAGCAAGCACAACAGCAAGCCCAACAAGGGACACAACUUGAUCCUUUUGGAGCUUUGUAGGGAUGUAAAUAAAGCUCUCAACAAACUUAGACCCCUCAAAUUAAUGUGCUGAAGUUCCAAUAGUUUCAUGUGGAUCUGAAUAAUAAUUUGGUGGACUUCCAGUGAUAUGGUUCUAGCACAGUAUGCAUGGAUACUGAUGACAUUAAAGGCUGUGGUGUACAAUGAGUUAAGAUUUUUGUUUACAAGGCCCUUGUGCUUAUGACUUAGUUCUGAAGAAACAUUGUUUGUGAAGGGUAGAUCUGGUUGCAGUGAGUGUAAGGUGUACAAUCUCAAAUUGUCACAUACAGAGGUAAAGGAAACUGUUGGUUAUGUUGUUAAAUUUGGUAUAUUAUUCCACUGCUUUUUACAACCAAAGAGUAUUAAAGUAAUUUGGAAUUGUUUGUCAGACCAAUAAAAUCAAAAUUUGUUGGAUGAUUAGUAUUCACAAGGAAAGUUAAAUUUGUAUGUUAGGUUUGUAUUAAUUGUUGCUCAUCUUGCCCUCCUCCAACUGAACACAAUAGAGUGGACACUGAUAGUAAUUGAUAUUUGGUAAUUGAAAGUGUACUGUUGGAGCAGUUUGAGCAGAGCUUAGUUCCCUCAUUAGGUUAAUAUUGAUAUAUAUUAAAUGUUGAGGUCCUGCUCAUUGUUCUGUUUUGCAUUCCAUAAGUGGAGCAAAGGCUAAGUUAUAAUCUGAAUGUUUGCAUUGUGAUUGUGCAAAACCCUUGUACAGGUGUUAAUAAGACUUUUGCUUUCUAUUUGUAAACUUCCUAGGUAUAGUAUCAAAUUAACUUCACUGUACAGUAAUUAUAAUGGAGAUAGCUACUGGUGCAAGUAUUAAAUUAACAUCUUGUAACUUACUCUGAAGUAUGUGACAGUAAUGAAGUGUGGAGAUUGAUUUCAGUGUACUCAUUUUGAGUAAAUAUUUGUUUCUAGUGAGUAGUUGACACAUCCUGUAUUCAUUGCAUGACAUGGCAAGUUUAAAUUAUGUUGGUAAUUGUAAUUACAAGAGGGAAAAAUUUCAUGUGGAUUGAAACAAGUUUCACUGUUUAUUUUGGACAGUAUAGAUUCAAAUUACUAAUCUUAUUUAGAUAAUUACAGUUAAUUGAACGUACAUUAAUUUUCUGUAAAAACUGAAGAAAUUUAAACAGCAGCAGUGCAAGUAAACUAAAAUGUUUUGCAAGCAUGUUUUAACACCAUGGUUUGUGUGUGUUAAAUAGAUAUGUUUCCUGUACUUACAAAAUUGAAAGUGAGUCUAUUGGAUUUAAAGUGAAUCAAAUAUUCAUUGUUGAUUAUGAAUGGGAAUGAAUGAAAUAGAAGAUAGUGCUCCAGUAGAAAGCACUGUAAGAUAAGUGUAUCGAAAUUUAUCUUAAAGGAAACUGUAUAUAAGAUAUAUUAUGUGUGUUAAAUGUUUAACAGCAUUUAUGUUCCCCAAUACUGUACAUGUGUAUUGUAAUAAGAUUGAUGUUGAUAAAUGUAUAUCUAUAUAUAAACUUCAUUCAGUCCUGUAGAUGUACUCAGUAAAGAAGAGGAUGUGUGUUUCUCAACUUCGUCUUCCUUGGUGAACCUCGAUAGUGCUUCUUUCUGACCCAUCAUUCCUCCCAGUAGACUAGAAUCCAUAAAAGUUUUAGAAAAUUUGUUUCCCAGUUUUGCAGUUACUUUUAAUUUUUAUUUGUGUACAUUAGUAAUGAUUUUGUUGGCCACAACAAGCACAUGUUCCACAUUCUCUAUAAGCUGGACUGCAGUUUCCUUGUGUAGAAAGGAACACUUAAAACUCAUUCACAUAUUUCUAGCAUAUGUAAGUCAUUGCUCUGUGUAUGAAAAAGAAUGUGUGUGCAAUCUUAUUGAAGCAUUGUAAUGUGUCCAAUGUUAACAUAGCACUAACAGUGUAAUUGUCACAGAAAUGCUUUACGUGUUCUAAGGUAUAUACUGGCUGUAAGUUUUCUGAAGAUUCAUUUGUAACAGGGCACAUUUGCCUGCAGUGUUAGUUACCCAUCACGUGUGUGUGUGUGUGUGUGUGUGUGUGUGUGUGUGUGUGUGUGUGUGCACAUAAUUGCACGUAAGUCUUCAUGUGCAUGACAGGCAGAUAUUAAAUGUUGAUUGUAACAAGACAAUAUUAUGGUAUAAGUGUUGCAGUGGUCUAUAUUGUAGAAACUUAUUUAAAAAUAAUUCCGUAAAGAGUUUUUUUAUGUAAUGUUUCUAGACUGAGAAUGAAUAUUUUCCUUAUCUGUCAAAGCUUAAUAUUGUACAGUAGUCAUUGCCAUUUGCACGCCUCAUUACAUUCAAACAAAACAUACAUACAAGGAAUGAUGUAGGAGAUGUUAGACAAAAUACAGAUAAAAAUAUGCUGUUGUUCAAUGAACUAUUGAAGUAUACUGUAGUAAACAUGUCAAGAGAUAUAAUAUAUGUUUUCAGUGUGAAUCUACCAGAACUUUGUUUUUAUUAAAGUUCAAAGAAGUCUUUAAUUUCCUGAAUUUUCAUCGUAUUUGUAUGUGUGUGAAUUCAGUCCUAGAUGGUUUAUUGAUGCAAUUGAUGUUCAUAUCGUUGUAGGAAAGCAAGGCAUAGACUUAUGCUGAGGUGCAGUACAAAUCACCUCAGAUUAAACCACAUUUUAUCAAUUUUCGGUUUAGACUAUGUAUGGAAUAAAGAUGUUACCUGUUGGAGCUAAA